Rhizopus microsporus ATCC 52813 is the source of this 694-nucleotide messenger RNA. RefSeq lists its product as uncharacterized. Bases 235 to 678 code for a protein of 147 amino acids. The record is from RefSeq and is a predicted model, not a curated record. The transcript is spliced from 2 exons. Lineage: Eukaryota; Fungi; Mucoromycota; Mucoromycetes; Mucorales; Rhizopodaceae.
GUCGAAAAAAUUCUAAACGAGGCGUAAGUGUCUUUUUCUAACUUUUUUGCCAGUAGCAAUACUUACUAUUCUUUUCUUUUUUGCAGCCAUGAGGCAUAUUCAUCAUACGUUGAACAAGAUACGGAAGAUGGCUUUAAUCAAAUUUCUGUAUACCCAUAUGCGAAGAUUAUUGGAAAGAGUCUGAAAGCCAAUGUCAAGCCGGACUUUAUACAAGGACAACCAAUUCUGCAAAGUAUGACGAGGCAACUUAAACUUUCAAAUUUAUAUUUCAACGAUAGUAGUCAGUAUAAAUCAGACGGGUUGAUAAAGCUUUUUGGCUUGAAAAACAUCGAACUUUUACUGCUAGAGACAUCAGGUUAUUUUGACAACAAGGAAAAGAUCAAACUGAAUUUUGAUCAUCAUAAAGGGAUGUUUGGUUGCCUUGCAAUGUUGAAGUCAAUCGCCGAUGAAUUUGAGUAUGCCUCAAUUGAUAAGUUCAAGAGGGUGAAAGUUUUCUUUCUAAAUGCAGCGGGAAGCUAUCUACAUUUAUGGAGUCUGUCCUACGGAGAAAACAAUCUCUUUGACUUUUUUAGAGAACGUCAUCUGCACAUCAAACCAAACUUCGAAGACAAGCAAGAAUUUAUUCCGGAUUUGAUUGGUUUUUGCUUAUCUGCAAAGGUAGUUAACAUUUUGAUCUGAUAUGUUUGUCCAAAAG